Messenger RNA from Doryrhamphus excisus (bluestripe pipefish), 2376 nucleotides. RefSeq names its product transketolase-like. Lineage: Eukaryota; Metazoa; Chordata; Actinopteri; Syngnathiformes; Syngnathidae. The record is from RefSeq and is a predicted model, not a curated record. Gene Ontology annotation, biological process: pentose-phosphate shunt, non-oxidative branch. Gene Ontology annotation, cellular component: extracellular exosome; endoplasmic reticulum membrane. Gene Ontology annotation, molecular function: thiamine pyrophosphate binding; transketolase activity.
CCCCCCCCCCCCCUUACCGCCCCUAAAAUCCCCUCCCAUCUCUUCUAGCUUCAACGCCGCUAUCUCCUUUUUAACCCCUGCAGUCGAUCAUUCAUUGCGCACACAGACUCAUCCUUUUUUUUAAAGGGUUUGUGUGUUAACUCUUACUAAUCUGAAGCCAACAUGGAGGACUACCACAAACCAGACCAGCAGACCGUGCAGGCGCUCAGGAACCUCGCCAACCGGCUGCGGAUCCACUCCAUCAAGGCGACCACUGCUGCGGGCAGCGGUCACCCCACAUCAUGUUGCAGCGUGGCAGAGAUCAUGUCUGUGCUCUUCUUCCAUACCAUGAAGUACCGCCCUGAAGACCCACGUAACCCCAACAAUGACCGCUUUGUCCUUUCCAAGGGUCACGCCGCCCCUGUGCUGUAUGCCGUGUGGGCAGAGACGGGCUACCUAAAGGAGAAUGAGCUACUCAACCUGCGUAAGGUCGACUCCAUCCUGGAGGGACACCCAGUCCCGAAGCAGCAGUUUGUGGAUGUGGCUACUGGUUCUUUGGGACAAGGCUUGGGAGCUGCUUGCGGAAUGGCCUACACCGGGAAGUACUUUGACGAGGCCAGCUACCGCGUGUUCUGCCUGCUCGGUGACGGCGAGAUGUCCGAGGGUUCCGUAUGGGAAGCCAUGGCCUUCGCCUCCUACUACCAGCUGGACAACCUGGUGGCCAUUUUGGACAUCAACCGACUGGGUCAGAGUGACCCGGCGCCCCUGCAGCACCACGUGGAGAAGUACCAACGACGCUGUGAAGCCUUCGGGUGGCAUGCAGUCAUUGUGGACGGGCACAGUGUGGAAGAGCUGUGUAAGGUCCUGAAUCAACCUCGCCAUCAGCCGCUCGCCAUUAUUGCUAAGACCAUUAAGGGCAAGGGCAUCCAAGCGAUCGAGGACAAAAUGGGCUGGCAUGGGAAGCCUCUACCCAAAGACAUGGCCGACAGCGUGGUCAAGGAGUUGCAGAGCCACAUGGUCAGCUGUAACAAGCGCCUCUAUCCGUCAUCGCCCAACGAGGAAACAGCGCCGAUAAGCCUGCGCAACAUCCGCAUGCCCAGCGCCCCCAGCUACAAAGCCGGAGACAAGAUCGCCACGCGGAAGGCGUACGGCAUGGCUCUGGCUAAGCUGGGUCGGUACAAUGAGCACGUGGUGGCGUUGGAUGGAGACACCAAGAACUCCACGUUCUCUGAACUGUUCAAGAACGAACACCCCAAUCGUUAUGUGGAGUGUUACAUCGCCGAGCAAAACAUGGUGAGUGUGGCCAUUGGAUGCGCUGUGCGGGAUCGCAACGUGGUCUUCGCCAGCACCUUCGCAACCUUCUUCAGCCGCGCCUUUGACCAGCUGCGCAUGGCCGCCAUCUCGGAGAGCAACAUCAACCUCUGCGGCUCCCAUUGCGGCGUCUCCAUCGGAGAGGACGGCCCCUCUCAGAUGGGCCUGGAGGACAUGGCUAUGUUCAGAGCCAUCCCGGGUGCCACCAUUUUCUACCCGAGCGACGGCGUGUCUACUGAGAAGGCUGUGGAGCUAGCGGCUAACACCAAGGGUUUGUGUUUCAUCCGAACAAGCCGCCCAGAGAACAACAUCAUCUACAACUGCAAUGAGGACUUCCAUGUUGGACAGGCUAAGGUUGUGUACAAAACCAAUGACGACCAUGUGACCGUGAUCGGUGCCGGCGUGACCCUCCAUGAGGCACUGGCAGCCGCCGAACAGCUGAAGAAAGAGAGAAUUAACAUCCGUGUGAUCGACCCGUUCACCAUUAAACCCUUGGACUCCAAGACCAUCAUCGACAAUGCCAGGGCCACUAGGGGGCGUAUCAUUACAGUGGAAGACCACUACUAUGAAGGUGGUCUGGGUGAAGCGGUGUGCUCAGCGGUGGUGAACGAAAGUGGUUUCACCGUACACCGCCUGGCGGUGUCGCAGUUGCCCCGCAGCGGCAAACCCCACGAGCUGCUCCGCAUCUUCGCCAUCGACCGCGACGCCAUCGCUCAAGCGGUACGCAAGGUGCUCAGCGGUGCCGCCAACGCCAAGUGAGGACCUCUCAAAGGUGAACACUUAUCUUAUCUCCAUGGCGACAACACAUAGAAGGAGCAGCGGGGGAGAGUGUGUUGGUACAUUCCUAUGAGGAACAAAUCUAGAUGUUGUUUUUGACACCCUACCCUAAAUAAACACGCACACCUGUAAGUCCUUUUUGUGUGUAUCCCAAGAGAGUGUGUAGUGUUGACGUUUUUCUUAAUCAUUUUUGGUGUACCCCCCUCUUUUGUGAUGCAACAUGGUUUAUUCCAAGCACUGACUGUUUUUAAACCCUUUCGGCCUCACACUAAUAAAAAGAUGCUUUCUUCACAACCCUGUCUCUGACAA